UAGAUAUAUUUAUGCACUACUAUUAUUUAUUUAAAUGAUAUAUUUUCGUUGAUAAAAUAAAAAAAUUAUAAUAUUAAAAAAAUCAAUUUUCUCGUGUAAUUUUCCUAAUAUAAAAUUUUUUAAUAAGACUAUUUGAUAAUAUGAUAAAUCAAGUUGUAUUUGUAUCCAAAUGGCAGAAAAAAUAUAAAAACUAUUAAUAAUUUAAACUUCAAAACUGUGUUUAGAAAUAAAUCCUUGAAGGGGAGCUCUAAAAACUCAUAAAAUGUAAAUACAUGUAAAUAUUUGCAAAUCUCUGGUAAUACAAUGAAUAGAUAAAAGUAAUUAAUAAAUUGUUUUUGUUCAUAGCUGUCGAAGUAGAUGACACCAUUACACGCUUACUACUUGAGUGGGCAACAUUAAGGCGUCGUUUGUUGGCCUUUGGAUUUUGGUUGUACAUAUUCAAAUAUUCCGUAUCUGAUAAGUUCUAAUGAAAACGAAAUACUGCAUUGUAGGUUAAAUUUGAUAUAAUUCCAAACAUCUCAGAAUUUGUGGAUCUUAUAUCAAGGACAUCAUCAUCAUCAACAGCUAUUUCAUCCAUCGUCACAUGUAAGCCUCCCUUAGGUGUGUCCAGUCAUAUCUGUUUGCUGUUUUUUGCAUCCAUUCAUGUCCUCAGCCCAUCUUGUUUUGUUGUCCAUCCUGUUGUUAACAGCCCAAGUUUCAGUUCCAUAUGUCAGAACUUGCAAUACGUACUGAUUGAAGGUUUUGCCUUUAGAGUACUUGGUAAGUUUGAUUUAAAUACUCUUUGUGAUUGACCAAAUGCUGCCCAUGCAAAAGCACAUCUUAUAUUUUAAUCAGUCUUAACCUUUAACUACACGCGCUGGCGUAUUUUGUACGCCAGAUAUAAGAAUUCCACUGCAAAUGUAUUUAAAAAUUUAAUUUUUAACCUUGUUUAUCUCUCUAACCUAUCACUGGAAUGUGUUUUACAAUUUGGUUUUAGUUUCGUUAUAAUCGGCUUUCUGGGAAGAUCGUAAUUUACAGUUUAGUAUUUGUUGUUUCCGGUGGUGGAAAAUAUACGCCACGUUUAUAUUAAUAUAACUAGUAAUAUAAGUUGAUAUUUCAAUUGUUUUUUAGUCAAUAUGGCACAAAAUAUAUUUUUCUUAAUAAACAAUACUUUUUCUCCUGUAAAAAAUCACAUUUCAAAAAAAAAUUUAUUAGUAAUUUUAUCUAACAUGGAAUCCAGUUAUUCCAUGAUUCCAGUUAUAAAUCCCAAUUGGCUUACUGAGAAGAAACUCCAAGUAUUCACUGAUGCUGAAUAAGGUUUAUAACAAACAACUUAGUGUAUUUUGUCAAAAUAAAAAUAAACAAAUCUGCUGUUUUUAAGUGUAUUGUCUUGUGGCGUAUAAAGUACUCCACGCGUGUAGUUAUGUCAUAACUUAAUGCGCGGGUAGUUAAAGGUUAAGCUCAGUUAUAUCUAGAGUUGUUGGUUAUGGUGGGGGAGCAAAGUAUGCUAAAUGUGCAGUCUCUCGAGCGCUUUGGGGACCUACUGGGUUGUGAAGAGUAGGUCCUAAAACCAAAAAAAGUUAAGUAAAGUUUUCCAUUUAAGUGGGCGCUUGCCAUUUUUUAAUUUAAUUUUCCAUUUCCAACAAUCGUUUUUUCGAUUAUAGCGCCAUCUAUCCAUAAUUCGAAAAAACGUUUCGAAUAAAAGUUACUUACUUUUACGUAAGGAAUCCAAAUCUGCAAUAAAAAAUGGGGGCUCCUAUUUAGGAUUUUAAAGUAACCCCCACCUCACCUUCGUGGGAGGUCGUGUGUGGUGCCAUUCUAUAGAUGUUUCAAAAAUAUUGAAUAAGUGUAUUUUACAGUUGUUCGAUCUGAUGUUCAUUUUGCGAAAUAUCGCGGAAUUCGUAUUUAAAAUAUUAAAUUUACCCCCCACCCCUCUCCGUGGAGACUCGUGUUUAGUAUCAUUCGAUAGAUUUUUAAAAAAUACUUAGCACAAUUUUUUUUAGUUUUUCGAUCUGUCAUUUAUUUCGCGAAAUAUUCGCUUUUUCCUGUUGAAAUUUUGGGACUUUCCCAUUUCCAUUUCCUUACGCCGGGCUCAAAUCGUCAGAUUUUUGAAAUAUACACUCCUUUGCAUGUAUUUAACUUACCUUAUCUUAAUCUGACAAUUUUGAGAUUUUUAAGGAUAUAUUUUUUUUUCGGGCCCCCCUUAACACUAGAAGCACCAGAGCGGUCAUUUUGACUGCUUUCUAUUAUUGACACUCUGUUUUACUCAUUCAUAGUUAUUUUAGAAACUUGAUAAUUUAUGACUUUUCCUAGAUCUAUUUCAAGAAUAUAAUUUCUCUUUUACAGCUACUUAGCGGAGUUACUUUUUAAGAUAUGCUAAUGUCUACCUAGAAGCAGCAGAGCAGUCAUUUUGACUGCUUUCCCUUUUUGACCCUUUGUAUUACUCAUUCAUAUUUAUUUUACAAAAUUUAUAAUUUGGGACUUUAAUAUUUAUUUGAGGAUUAUAAUUUCUCUUUUACAGGAACUUUUACAGUAUAAUUACAUUUUGAAUAUACUUAAUGUCUAUCUAGAAAAAUUGGGUAGUAAUGACAAGGUAUUCUACAUUUUGUUCUAUUUUUCUGGGAAGUUUUUACUUAUUUUAUGUAUAAAAUGCAUCGAAAACAUUUGUUAUUAAGUAAUUUGAGUAUACUUUUUGCAAGUGCGUGCUCAAUAUGUAUUUUGAUUUUUCAUUGUGAACUUUCUCUUUUCUGCUGUUAUCACGUCUCGUCGAUAUUUGACUGAGAAAUAACUAUUGGAGUGGGUACAGAAUUUGUCAGAUAAUGAAUAUAAAGUAGAGUUAUGUGAUGAAAAUAUAUCCAAUAAUGAAUAAGACGAGUAUGUGCCUGAUCAAGUUGAUCAAGGACAUUCAUCGGGUAGCGAUUCUGAAGAUAAAGUUGAGAUUGAGGAUACCAAUACCUCUUUAGGAAUUAUUACUAACCGGGUAAGAGGAAUUCGCGGAAGCAGUUUAGAGAAUUCCUCCGUCGACACUAUAGGAUGGAAGUUACUUUGCAAUAGCGCUAGACUAUACUAUAGUAGUAGCUUCACUAGCUUAUAUUUAUGUAUUCACUUAGGCAUAUAAUAUUUUUGAGCAUAUUAUUUUUAUGUGCCUAUCCGUGAUGAAUGUUGGCGACCAUCAUGGGAAUUUUUACCUUAUCCGCAGGAUGUUCUUCUUCCUGGGCCCCGUUUUCCACAUAUUUUUCCUUGCAGGAUGGCUUCUAGAAGGGUAUAUCUGGAUUCAUUUCGCAAAAUGUGUCUAAAGUACUCGCACUUUCGAGAUUUGAUGGUGGUAUCUCUCGGUUCUUCUACAUUAUUCUGAGGACCUCCUCAUUUGUGACUCUCCGAUUCUGUUUUGGCUAUUCUCCGAUAUAGCCACAUUUGGAAUGCUUCCAAUUUUCUGCACAUAUUCUUUGUUCAAGGUCCACGAUUCAACACCACAAAAAACAACAGAGAAGACAUAGCAGGUGAAAGUGAAAAACAUGUGAAAUUUGUCAUAUACAUAAAUGUAAAUAAAAUUUGUGUGGGUCUUGUACAAGCAAAAUUGAAAAAUUUUGCUACUGCAUAAAUCGUGCUUAAAUAAUUAAGUAAUUCAUUUAAAUUAAUUAAAUAUGUCUUUUAUUAUUAGUUAUUAACUCAAUAUAGGUUUUUAUCAAGUAAAAAAAGAAUUCAAAAACGGCUGGCAAUAGAAAUUCUAAUACCCGUCAUUUUGACCGCUGCGGUGCUUCUAGGUAUGCAGAAAUGUUGGUGCGUCUAGUGUUAACGAACUCCCCUGUGUUAAGAGCCAAUAUAUGGUAGAGGUACAUCUGCAGGGUACCAGGUUUCUCCCCAUAUGAUAAUCUGACGCGCUCGAGUAACUGCAAAAGUCCCCGCUUGGGUUUCCCUACCAUUAUAUAUUUAGUUUAUGUUAAAUUUAUUUUUAUUAUAUCAAGGUACCUCUUUCUUUUCUUACAUGUUUAUAAAAACUCCCGUUUCUACAUAGUUUUUUGGAAUACAAAGAACUUGCAAAAGAGAAGGUUUGUAGAAUUAUUAUUUUUGAUUAUAACCUUCACCUGGUAAUAUAUGCAAAAUUUACAUAGGUAAAAGCUUAGAGAAAAGUUAUCAGUAACAACACAUCACUUACAUUUUAAUCCUAUUUACCUUUAAAUUAAAGUUAUUUUAAGAAACUAUAUCAAACAAAUAAUAUUAUUACAAAAUCUAACAAAAAUAUAAGGAUUUUGUGUUCUAGGAAGUAUUAGAAAAAUAAAUAAAGUAGGCAUAUAUAUCUUGAAUGUUUUAGCAUUAACUUUAAAACAAAAUCUUCUCGUAUAUCUAGCUAGAGAUAUUCUCAAGUGUUUAUUGGUCAAAAUGGUUUUUAAAGUCUCCCUUUUGUGCGCGUUGUUGGUAUUAGUUGCUUAUUCUAGUGCAUACGAUUAUAGCAAUUGCCCUUCAAAUACCAAUAGACAGAAAAUUUUGACUUACAACGCUGUAUUGCCAUCAGGAUACAAUGUGAGAGCACGUCUUCCAGCAACUGGAUAUUACAGCAGACCUAUCACAUGCUUACUGCUAAUAGACCAAAAAGGUAGUACCAGCACACCAAAAAUAUCGGAAGGUGGAUAUCUCGACACCUAUGCCUUAGUAAACAUUACUUCCAAUACAGCCGACCCAGUCACUUACUACGCACUAGUAUUUAUUGACUAAAUUAUUUUUUUUUAUACAAAUAAGCUAGAAUUUUGUUAGACUGUUAAUUUAAUUAAUAAAUUAUAUUUUUUGGUUAUUCAAAUAAAAAAUAACUAAAGACUUGUUUACACGGGUAGAGUAAUGAUGCAAGUACUUGAUAGAGUAGAGUAACUCUACCCGUAAAAACGCUCAGCACAGUAGAGUAGCAAGUAGAGUGUAUAGUAGGUGGUAAAGUAGAGUGACUAGCAGUGUUCCCAGAUGACUUUUUUGAGGAUCAGGAGGUGUCGCCACGAACGAUCAGGAGAUUUCAGGAGACUCGCUCGCCUCAAAAAUUGGUAGAAUUCUGUAGUUUCAGUCUUUACGUUUAUAGAUAGGCAACUAGAUGUCGCCACGAAAAAUCAGUAGAAUCAGUUGGUGGACGCCACCAAUCAGCAAGGAGGGGGGUAUUUUUUACGUUUAUACUAUGGAGACCUGUAAGAAGGAGUGGAAACGCAAUGCAUCGUUUGUGGGCUAACUUUUCAACCUCUAAUUCAACUUUCAGCAAUCGCCGCUAGAGGCGCAAGUGUUCGAAUAGGUGCUACAAAUACAUUAGCUCUUAUGGACUUAUUUAUUAUUUAACUCAUUUUAUUAUUGUUUUUAGCGUAAUUAGACAUUAAUUUAUUGGUGGAUUGUAGCUGAAUAUGUUUUAUGCCAAAAAUAAAUUAUUUUAACCUUAUAACAUAUCGAUGUGUGGUAAAAAGUGUAUUCUUUUUAUACCAUUGUAGAUGGAGAUGUGACAUCAAAAUUAAAUUUGUCAUUACUUUAAUAUGUAGGACAGCUUAUUUUGAAGCGGAAAUAUUUUGUCACAUUAUCUAACUGCCACAUUUAUAUACCAAUGGUAUUUCAACCGCAAAUUAAUUUGUUAAUAUCUUUGUAACUGAUAUCAAAAAGUUUGUUAGUUGAAAAAAUUUAACUUAACUGUAGGUAAUUGUUUUUAAAAAGUUUAAAAAGUUAUUUAAAUAAUUUGAAGUUUAUUGAUAAAUUUUUUUUAAUUAUUCUUUUUAUCAAAAUUUAAAAGCUUACCUAUCAGAUGUUUAAAUUUAGUUAAUAAAAAUAUAUGUCUAUAAACUACGCAGACGAUAGUCUGACUUUUAUAAAAUUAAUGUUAAUUUUUGUGAAAUAUUUUGUCUCAAAAAUGCAUUGUUUCGACAGAAAAACUUUCAAGAUCGUCCUACUAUUAUCACUAUAAUUUUCAGGUUAAAAUAAAAACCAAUAAUAGGCACAAAUUUUAUUUACACCGAAGGAAAUAACAUACAAACGAAUAGGUUUAAUCCACGAACGUUAUAAAUAACAUAAAGACAAAUCUUUAUAAAAAGUCUUUAUUAACUUCGUUAAGUUCCCUUUUGAAUUUUUUAUCGGAACGAUAACUCGAUAUAAAUCCCGGUACGAAGCAAGUUCUUUUAGUGUAAGCUUUCUUGGCACUCAUAUUUAAAUAAUAUUAACCACCAAAACCAAUAAUCUUAUAUUAACUACGAAUAAUUAAUUAUUUUCGAAAUUUUCACAUUCACUCCAAUGCAAAAGUAGCAUCUAUUUCUACGCCACCGCCGCCCUAGCGAGAAACCAAGCAAACAGGCAAAAUUGUGUACAAAAAUUUCAAGGUCGUCCUAUCUCGAUUCCUCUCCUCUGUGUAGGUCUCCAUAGUUUAUACUUAUACAUAGGUACAAUACACAGAAAAUAGCUGAUUAAGUUCCAUCUGUUGACUUUUGGGGGAAAUGCAACUUUAUAAAAUCUGUAAGGGACGGCUGUGGCAACGCUAGAUGGCGGCUAAAGCAUAAAAAUAAAAAAAAUAAAAUAGGAUAAAAUUCUGAAAAAUUCAAACUCCAUACAAAACCGUUCUUGAAUCGUUACGCGCAUGCGCAAUGACGAAUAAUGCUGCGCAGUAACACAUUUUUCGUUACUACGCAUCCUCGUAAUCGUCCAAGAACGGUUUUGUAUCGAGUUGGAACAAAACCAGAUGAUUUUCAGAAUUUCAUCACUUCAUCAGGAGGUUUAAGGACGCCAUCAGUAGAUCAGUAGGCGAGGGUCGCCAUCAGUAGGUCUCCUGAAAUUUCAGGAGGUCUGAGAACACUGGUGACUAGCAACAUGUGGCAAAGUAACUCUACUCUACUACCACCACCACCACCACCACCACCACCAUCGCCAAAAUGUCCACUCGCCUGCGGUCACUACCCAUGGAACUCGCUCAAUUCUGGUAGAAGUGAUAGAGUAGAGUAGGUAGGAGAGUACAUAGGGACGCUGUCAUUCCGGCUGGAAUUGUGUUUUGUGUAAUUAGUGAAAGUUAAGUUCACCGAAGAUGAAACUUUAAAACUUGUAGAUCUGUAUGGUGAAUACCAGUGUUUAUGAAAUAGGUAGUGCACACUACAGAAAUAAAAGUAUGAGGCAAGCUGCGGAGGAUGAAAUCGUCGAAAGAAUGGCAAAGGAGGUCUUUGGAGUAAACGAGAUCAAGCAAAAAAUUAAGAAUUUAAGGUGCACUUAUAAUCAAGAGUGUUUAAAAAUAUAAAAGUCAAAAAAAAUCGGGUUCACUAUACUAGCAUCAGUACUAUACUUGUACUCUCCUCCUGUGAACGGUAUCAAGCCAUUUUUGGUAGAGUAGCGAGUAGAGUCUACUCUCCUCGCUACUCUACUCUCCUCAAAGCUCUACCCGUGUAAACAAGUCUUUAUGUAUUAAGAAACAUA
Molecule: messenger RNA, 7386 nt
Organism: Diabrotica virgifera virgifera (western corn rootworm)
Lineage: Eukaryota; Metazoa; Arthropoda; Insecta; Coleoptera; Chrysomelidae
Exons: 3
Coding region: 4360-4692 (110 amino acids)
Source: RefSeq, a predicted model, not a curated record